This is a messenger RNA of Marchantia polymorpha subsp. ruderalis, 2161 nucleotides long. The record is from the annotation of a GenBank genome assembly. Lineage: Eukaryota; Viridiplantae; Streptophyta; Marchantiopsida; Marchantiales; Marchantiaceae.
CGGAGGACCCGACCCUACCCUAUUCCGAGGACGAAGCCCUUCGGUCCUGCCCUUACGAGAGAGUGGCGCGCCACUGGCGCCGAGGUGAAUAUGAACCUGGAGCGAGCAGCCUUCGAGUGAGAACGAGGAGGCUUGCACGAGACGAGAGGCAAUCGCCGCGACGGAGCUCGUCGAACAAUUAUCGGUUUUCGUUGCUUGAAUCGCUUGCUAUGCCUCCCCGGCGUAAAGGUCGUUCCCGCGAAGGGGUCAACGAACAUUAUGAGUAUCUACCAUUGCGAGAGGCAAUGCUGCGGAAAGGAGACAAAGUAAAUUUUUAUGGUGCAAUAAGCGAGUACGAUCAUCCGAAACCAACUCGUGGAUCUGACGUUCUCUGUACGAUGACUGUUGUCGACAUGUCCUACGACAACCCUGGCUUGCGCUUGCUCAUAUUCGCGUCAGCCAAAAACUGUCCUAUCGUCAAAACUCUUGGCGAUAUUAUCCGUGUUCAUCGAGUGGAGAUCGGCGACUACAAGGACUCGCCUCAAGCAAUUGCGAAUAUCAAUCGAAAGUCUUCUGCCUUUAUUCUCCUUGAUGGCAAAGUUGGUAGCUCCAACGAACCCUAUCAGAACUCGCAUACGACGUACACUUUUGCACGCCAUGAUGAAUUGACCGUCGAAUAUAUGCGCAAAUGGAUUGGGGCUCAUCCGCUAGGAACUCGAAUAAGUGACUAUCUUGUUCAAAUAUGUGGCAUCAAGGAUAACACCUACUUCGACCUCUGCUGUAAGAUUCUGUACGUUGAUGAUAGAUACCUACCUCAGCGUGUCACGAUAAUCUACGUCUGGGAUGGCACGGAUGCAACGCCGAGGACAAUUCCGAUUUUGCAAGAAAAGGAUUUUGAGACAACGCCGUUAGACACGCUGGACUCCAAACAGAUUCCACUACCUCUUCCACCCAGAGAUGUGCUUUGCGAUUGUCCGUCAAUCGGUACAAUGCUUCCGAUUGUGCCGGAGGUUCAGUUUGAAAUAUUGCCCGGACAAAUACCUCAACGAGGUGAUUGGGUCAAAUUUCGAAAUUUGGCUUGUCGAACCCAAGCAGGCAUGGUUGAGGGUAUCUUCACUCGAGAAAGCAAGCUUAGUCUUCUUUCAACAGACACGAAACUAGUGAAAGACUGUGAAACUACCUACGAGGAUAGGAUUCUGACUGAAUAUGGACGUCUGCCAGAAUCUUUACCAAAACCUCCACAAUCAUUGACCGUGACAGAUUUUGAACACAUUGAGUUCUCGACAUUAAGAGAGGUCCUCACGCAUCCUAAGGUCACGUACAAGUUUCGAUGUCUAGUCCGAGUAACAUCGACCUUUCCCACACAAGUUUGCAACUUCUGUGUUCGUCUACCAACAGAUGCACACGGAGGUGAUGCAGAAGCAAGUCCUGUUUUCGCCUACGGAGUGAGGUUCACUGUGGAAGAUCCGACAGGCAGGCUCCAUGCCUUUUGCUAUGGACAAGAUGGGGCUAAAUUUUUCAACGGUCAUCCUCCAGCAGACCUGUGCGGUGACAGUGCCUUGGUAGGUGCUCUUGAACGAAAAGUUCAGAAGCUGCUAGGAUGCAAAGUGAUGGAGGACGGCAGGCUUGCUCCAGAGCGUGAUCCUCCAUGGAUUAAAAUAUGUCUGAUGUCCUACUAUACAGACAAGUCGAAACCUUGGGACAGUCGAACUUACCGCAUUUUUGGGACCACCUUCCCCGGAUAAAUUAGAGGGGUGGAGUAUGAUGUUCUCGGUAGCUUUUAGUGGAACUUCUUCUUCUCCUACCUUUGAGCAGUGGGCUAGGUUGUAGAAGACCUGUACAUAUUUUAUAUUAACAACGAAAAUGCUUCAAGGAAACGUGCCGGAAAAGGUAAACUUGAAGCAUGAGAAUUUUCUGCAAGUGAUACAAAUUAAGACUAGAGAUCUCGGUCCCAUGUCAGAUUCCUGUCCAGCCUCUUCUGAUAAACGAUGAGGCCAGCCUCCAGGGUCAAUUGAAUACUGCUAAUAUGUUGAUGCAACAACCGUACAGCAAAGUUUGUCAACAAGAGCUUUCAAGUGAGUUCUUGGGUUCGUCCCAAUCGCAACUCCGAAAUAAAGACCUUGAUGGUAUUGUUCUCCCAUCUCACCAGGAAGAAUCAUUUCCUAUUUUAAGCUACUUAGCA